UUGUCUUCAACAUUCUAUGAUCCACCACCCUACUUCUACUUCUACUUCCUACUUUCUCUCUUCAUUCCUAUUUUCAACUUCUACCACUUUCCGACCAACCAUGGCGAACCUUCUUGACGACGCGCCUCUCUGGCUUCCGCCGCCGCAGUUCCUCGACGGACCUAAGGGCUCUCCAAAACCCGACCCGGACGCCGUUUUCGCCUUUCCUUCCGAGUUCCCCUAUGAGUUUGGUGUGUCCUCUCCGGUGGAGUCCGUUGCUGGCUCCACCGAGACGGAGAGCAGCGACGAGGAAGAAGACUUCUUCGCCGGCUUGACUCGCCGCCUCAGUCAGGCGACGAUUCACGACUCACGCAAACAACUCGCCACUGAGAAACCUGAGGCAUGCAAAACUCGCGGUAUGGCCGGCUCGCCUCAGUCUACCCUUAGCGGAAUCGGAAGCUGGUCCGGCCGUAGCUUAGUUUCCGGCGAAGGAACGCCGAACGGAUCUUCCCGUGUUCCUUCCCCUUCGACGACGCCGUUCGCCGACCAAAACGACCCUUGGGAGGUUAUAUACCAAGCCGCAGGACAAGUGGCCAGGAUGAAGCUGAACGACCACGUGUCUCAGAGCAACAGAGGGUUUCUUAACUCUGCACGCGCCACCGCAGCAGCACCGAAGAACCUCCACACCACCGUAUGCCGCUCGUUCUGUAACCACGCUCCUCAGGUUUCUCAAGAGCAGGUGUUGAAUCAACAGUGUGGUUCUACCUGGGGAAGGCAGGGGGCUGGUAAUAAAGCAUACUGGCUCCUCCAACAGCAGAACAGAGCGCGUGAAGUUUGUUACGAGAGUGUAAAAUGUGGUAACCGUCUCCAAUCUGCAUGGCCCCAACCUCACCAGAAUCAGAACAACUUGCAGUAUGUCGGAUCCGGGCAUCGGGUUCCGGUUCCGGUUGGAUCUGCCGCCAAAAGAGCCAGCUCUGGCGGAACAGGGGUGUUCUUGCCUCGCCAUUAUGGGAACACAGCUGAGCCUCGAAAGAAGACUGGUUCUGCACCUGUUGUGGUUCCGGCUAAGGUAGUUCAUGCUUUGAACUUAAACAUGGAGGGUUUUAAUGGUCCAUCACUUCAGCCGUGCUUCUCCGACGCCUUUGCCACUGAUUAUGAUGCAUUGGUUGCAAGAAGAAACGCUGUUCUGAUGCAGAACAGAUUAAGGGCACGGCGGGAAGAGGCAGCCAGCUACGAAGUUCGCCUCCCGCAGGAGUGGACUUAUUGACUCUGACUUGAAAACAAAAAUUGUUCUAUUCUAGUUUUAAAAGGCAUGGAGAUGAAAAAUAGUGAAAAUUGGCCACUGGUUUGUGCUAGUAAACUUGGUGUUUUGUUUAGUUUUUUUUUUGGCCCAUGAAUGAUGGGAUUCAAGGAAUGUGUUUUGGGUAGUUAGUUGCAAUAAAACAUCCAGGUUUAGGUUAACGGAUUGUAGCUUCUGGGAUCUCUGUUUUCUAGUUUGAAGCAAUAGUUAAAGAAAUAGUUUAGGGAAGAAGGUUAUUCUAUAUUUUUUGGUACUUGUUAGUAUUAUUAAUUAGUUGUAAUAAGUUACGCGGUUCAUUUUCAUAUGGGCAACAAUAUACAAAGGGGCAAGGUAUGGUAUGCUGUUUGGAAUUGGAAAAAGUGUUCCAAGUCAAGCUAACAAGGAAUUGAUGAAAGGUUUUACCCAUACCUUUUGUACAAUCCCUCUCUUUUGCUUGUUAUAGUAUAUAGUAUAUGUAAUAAUUUAUAGUAUGUAAUAAUAUCUUGUGUAAUUCUUGAA
Messenger RNA from Arachis duranensis, 1777 nucleotides. RefSeq lists its product as uncharacterized. The coding region runs from base 17 to 1246 and encodes 409 amino acids. NCBI's taxonomy places the organism in Eukaryota, Viridiplantae, Streptophyta, Magnoliopsida, Fabales, Fabaceae. The transcript is spliced from 5 exons. The record is from RefSeq and is a predicted model, not a curated record.